AUAUGACUGUUAAAGCUUUCCAAAGAAACCAGAGAAUUGAGGCCAUCAUCAUUUAAGCGAGAAAACAAUGUGGCCUUCCUUAUCUGGAGUCAAGAGUGCUAGAAGAAGGGGUGCUGUGCUAGGAUGUGGGGCCCUGUGGGAAGACUGAGUUCCCAGGCUGAUCUCCAGCCACCUCUGCCUGCCCCGGGGAUAUCUACCCUCCCCGUGAUCUGGUCUGUGGCAAGUCCACAGAUGCUAUAUGCAGUUUUCCCUCCCGAAUUAUGAAAAUAAUUGCCCUUCAGCCCAUGCUUCACUAACCUGUAGACAGAAUCCAUUCAUUUAUCUAUCACAUGGGCUACAAUUGCUACUUCAAACGAAAACCCAGGAAGUCAAAUCCCUGCUGCUGCUGAAAGUGUAUAAUUAGCUUCUUGCACAGCCUGACCUCACUGAUUUUUCUGACGCAUGUGGACUGCAAUGUGACCUUUCUGAGACCUCCAGUGUCUUCUGCACAGCUGGAGAUGCCCAAAGCUGCACGCAGCACUUCCCGUGCGUGUGGCCUUGCAUUUUUAAGCCUGCAUGUACCUGCCACAUGCUGAAUGGAUCACAUGCUUUGACCACUCACGCACUCACAAGGCUUUUUAAAAUACAGGCAUGGACUCUGAGUGGCUAUAUCAGAUACAAGGAAGUUUCCCAUCCCCUCUUUUUUCUUUUAAAAAUGGUUUUGUAAUGGUGGCCCCUCAAGAAACACUAUAAUUGGUCAGCCUGGGGUGUGUUUGAAGGCCUCCCGAUCACGUCAUUAGCUAUUCCAGGAGAGGAAAGGCAGGGUAUCCCCCCUGGGAGAAUGACAACACGCCCGUUUCAAGUUGGGGAAGAGCCUGUGGUUCUCUUCCUGCGUUUGGGGGAAAGCGAACACACAAUGUUCAUUUCCUAAAUAUGGGAUGUGCUGUGCUGGCAGGUCAUUUUCCACCAUGUCACAUCCUUCUGGCUGAAGGCAGCAGGGGCCAGGACAGGAAAUGGCAAAUUCUCAGAAUGAGACAUGGUUUUCCCAGGGCAGCCAUUGGCCCUUUGAAACUAUAAAGCACGCUCAUCCAGAAACGGCCUCAGAUUUUUCUUCUUGGAAGCAGCCAGAAGUGAAUGAUAAUGACGCCCAUUGCUAGCAUUCCCUGGGAGAGAAGCAGAAGAUAUAUUUCCAUAUGCGGAUGUGAGGUCCUGGGAACUCGUGGGACUCGUCCCAGAUCCCAGAAGCGGGCUUUGUGAACUUGACACAUGACCCGCUGGGAACGGCCCCGUUUCCCCCGGAGGACUCGCGCUCGCGCGCGGGGAGCGCGGAGGCUCGGGGCUAACUGCGUGUGUGUGUCCCCGCAGGGCAUGGAGAGGACGGCGGCCGCGGAGCCGCCCGGCGCCGACGCGCUGCGGCGCUUCCAGGGGCUGCUGCUGGACCGGCGCGGACGGCUGCACGGCCAGGCACUGCGCCUGCGCGAGGUGGCGCGGCGCCUCGAGCGCCUCCGCCGGCGCUCCCUGGCGGCCAACGUGGCGGGCGGCUCGCUCAGCGCGGCGGGCGCCGUCGCCGCCAUCGUGGGCCUCUCGCUCAGCCCGGUCACCCUGGGGGCCUCGCUGUUGGCGUCGGCCGUGGGGCUGGGGGUGGCCACGGCCGGCGGGGCCGUCACCAUCACGUCCGACCUCUCCCUGAUCUUCUGCAACUCCCGGGAGCUGCGGCGGGUGCAGGAGAUCGCCGCCACCUGCCAGGACCAGAUGCGCGAGAUCCUGCGCGGCCUGGAGCUCCUGUGCCGCUCGCAGGGCCGCGGCGACCGCCAGCUGCUGCAGUGCGGCAGGAACGCCUCGGUCGCCCUGUACAGCUCGGUCUACUUCAUCGUCUUCUUCGGCUCCCGCGGCUUCCUCAUGCCCAGGCCGGCCGAGGGCGCCACCAAGGUUAGCCAGGCCGUGCUGAAGGCCAAGAUUCAGAAACUGGCCGAGAGCCUGGAGUCGUGCACGGGGGCGCUGGACGAGCUCAGCGAGCAGCUGGAGUCCCGGGUCCGGCUCUGCACCAAGCCCGGCCGCGGCCAAGACCUCAAGAUCGCUGCCGAGCAGCCCGCGGGGCUGUUUUCCUGAGAACGCCCUUUGCCCCCAGUGACCGAGGCCGGAAGCCACCCCCACGGGAUGCUCCGGAUUUGCAGCUCCCUCAGGAAAACGCCACGUCGGGUUAGGGACUGAACGCAAAGGAUGAGAAAAACUGUUCUUGAAGCGCGUGGGUCCCCACAGCCCCUUGUCUCCCAUCGCUGUGACAUCCUGCCUGGGCUGGGGACUUUUCACCUGUGUCAUCUUGGUGCAGUGUGUGACCUGAAAACUCUUUUUUUCUUUUAGCAAAACCUUUCUGUCUUCACACAGCUGGGCAGGCACUUCCAAUAACUUUGUUUUAAAGUUAUUUAGGUGUCGCCGCCCCUGCCCCGUGUUUUGAGCUGAAGCUGGAGAGGGUGCCACCCUCUGGCGCCUGUCCGAGUCCCACUAGGCUUUGAAGUCCUCAGAAUGCCCGUGGGAGGAGACACUGCCUUAAACCCUGUCUUCCAGAGUUUCUGAUACAAAGCACUCCAGAAUCCGGAGCAAAUCAGACCCCCUCUGAACUCCGUUGGAGGGUUCAGGACCCAGCGGAGGCCCUGGUACUGAUAUGCAGUCUUCUUCCCUGUCCUUUCAGUGUCCUCACUCAGGUGCAGCCUGGGUAUGAGUGGACCUUUCCUGGGUGGCUUCCUGUCCAGGUUCCAGGGACUGUGGGAGGGAAGCCAACCAACCAGGCACCUAAGUCCUGCCCUUGUCGCUUGAAGAAGCCGAGGCCAAAAAAGAGGAAGUGAUUUAACAGCUUCAUUUACUGACCAAAACCCUGGGUAGAGAAGAGAGCAGUGGGUUUUGAGUUGGACAGUCCGGGUUUAUCAUAGGUUUUGUCACCACGCUGGGAGCUUGGCCACCUAUCUCUCUGACCUUCUGUGAAAGAUGAUAAAACAAACUCACCCUGUUGUGAGGUGUUAAGUGAAACAAAGUGCCCAGCACAGUGUGUGGUCCCCCCCCCAAAAAAAAACGUGGUCCCCGAAUUGUCAAAUUAGCAUCAGGAGCUUGUUAGAAAGGAGGAGCUUGUUAGAAAGGAGGAGCUUCUAACAUGCAGGACCUUGUUAGAAAGGCAAAUUCUUGGACUCGACCUCUGAUUUAUAGAAACAGGAACUGUGGAUGUUGGGCCCAGCAACGUGAGUUUAAACAAGUUCUCUGGGUGAUUCUGAUGCACACUAAGGUUUGAAAAUCACUGCAACAAACGUUCAUUUCUGAUCCCCUCAAUGAGCCUUCACGAAGUCUCACAGCUUCUCUAAGGGCUCCAUGGUCUUCUGAGUUAUUCACAGAAGGUCAGGGACAGGCUGUGUCCCAGAAGCCAAAGAAAGAACGUGUGUGUGAAUGCAUCCUGGGGCCACGUCCCACCGUGUGAACUAAGGGAUGUGUUAUAACAUAGUAAACCCUUUAGAGGGCAGUGUUGCCCACUCAUUGUAGAAACUGGUACAAAGGAAUGUGAACUAACCUAAAAUGGACCUUUCUCUAUUUUCUUCUCUGAAAACCACAAGUCCCUGUAUUUUUUAAAUUUAUUUUAAGUUUGUAAUUUAAUUACUGUUUGUUAUUUGCUUUUAAUUUUAUUUAACCACCACAUUUAGAAAUAAUAAGAAUAGCAAGUUUCUGAAUGGGAGACUACUGGGGCUCUUUUCAAGAGAUGAGACUGAAUUUGACUUCCUAAGGCAGGGUGUGAGCUGGAAACAGCAUCGCUUUUCUUGACUAAGUCUCUCCCCUUUAGGGGGGAUUUGUUUUUCUCUAGUGUUUUAAGUGACCCUUUUAAGUAGGUGUGGCAAGUUCUGAAUAGAGAGACCAGGAGCUGUGUUUAAGCUUGUAAUGGAGGCUUGAAUCGUGGGCUAUAUAAAUGAUGAGGCAUAUUUAUCCUGAAGGUACUUUGCCAGAAGAUAACUCUUGACCUGGAAGGAGAACCUAUUUAGUUCAGGAAAAAAAAA
This is a messenger RNA of Microcebus murinus (gray mouse lemur), 4010 nucleotides long. The record is from RefSeq and is a predicted model, not a curated record. NCBI's taxonomy places the organism in Eukaryota, Metazoa, Chordata, Mammalia, Primates, Cheirogaleidae.